AUGGUCGAGCUAUGUGAGCUCAAAUUAGUGGAUCAAAAUUUGGAAUCACAGUGGCCAGCUGACAUUGAUCAACAUAUCGCACAGCUCGAUUUUCAAAGGUCAACGGAUGAAGAGGAUACAAGCCUAUUCUCAAGCAUGGCACUGGAUCCUUCGAUCAUCUCAACCGAUAGCCUUGAUAUCGAGAAGCUUCAUGCUCGAUGCGAAGUAAAAAAAAAUGAUUACAAAUUAACGUUCGAAGAUAGCGGUCAAUGGACAAGUGGCAAUUUCACCACGUGGGGGCGCAUUCGAAGUACGGAACCAUUAGACGAAAAAACGAAUAGUUUGCCUGAAUUAAGCAACAAUCUGAAAGCAGCAGCAAGCGAACAGCAACGACCGUCAAGUUUGGUGGCGACUUUUGUUGAACGGCAGUCCGAUUAUGAUUAUUUAGAACUUUAUGUGGGCAAUGGGCGUUAUGUAGAUGUUAAUGAUAACGAAAUCGGUUUUGUAUCGCAAAGUACAGCAGCUGUGCAGCGGACGGACCGUUGGCGUGCCGCAAAUCGUCUACCACCAAACCCUCCAAUGAAGCCUCGACGAACAUUUGCGGACUUUCAAGCAAAUCGAGCGCCACAUCUCGACUUUAUGUUUCUGAACCACAAUGUGCCAAGUUUGUGCCAGUCAUCAAUGUCAGUGAGUGAAAUUAUGGAUAAAUUAAAAGAAGGAGUGUUAGAAGAUGAAAAAUUUGAUUUCUCAUUGCUUAAUGUUCUGGAGAAACGAGGUCCUGAUUCUGGAUUAGGUAGCAGUGCUACAGCUAGUAGUGGCCCGUCACAUAUUGAAGACUGGCCAUCUUUAGCUCUCCUUUUGCCCAAACAUGUUGCCGAGGCUUGUUCAUUUUUCAAAGCAAAUAGUCAGUUAUUAACAGGAUCAAAUAACAUCGAGCGGAUAAUACCACGUAGGAGCGAAGCAUGUCGAAUAUGUUUUAAUGUUAGAAAAAGACUCCGUCCGCCUGUUUGGGCUCAGCCUGCUAGAACGCGAUAUAUUCUUUGUGACUGCAUCUCGAGUGAGAUUGUUGAUCGAAAUGCUUCAGUUCAAGAUCAUUUUACGUCUUUUAGUCAACUGAGAUUACGAGCACAAGAAUUGAGCAUUAUUGGUCUACCCAUUUACAAUGCCAAGAGAAAACUCGUCGAAAAGGUUGUGGAAGGAGUAGCAGAAGUGGCACGAGGAGGUUCACCAGCAAAUCUCUGUUCCACACUCGAGAUGUUGCUUGCUGAUGGCCUAAAAAUUAAACAUCCUUGGGAUAUGAUUGUUACUGUCACGGCACCUGGUCCAGCAACGAAAAGUGUAUAUUCACUAGUGAAUGAGUUGGAUAAAAGCGAGAAGUCUUUAAAUUCUCGUGUUAAAGUAUUCUUCAAUGAACUAAUAAAAUCAGGAUCUAUUGAUUGCUGGAUGUGUUAUGUGGUGUUGAAAGAGAAUGUAUUGGCGAAAAUCUAUUGUAAUGGUGCUUUCAUGUUACGGGCAAGUACUGCAUAUCGAAGUCUGUUAUGGCGACUGUUAGAGAAUUUGGAGUUGAUCACACUUCUUGAGCGUCGGUCCUCGAGCAAUUCUUCAUCCCAGGAAUGGCCUAACAAAGUGCUCUUGGGGGCUUCACGUCUUGCUAGUGAUUCACGAGUGCCAAAGAGCUCCUCAAUGCCAUCCCGUUUGUCAAAUCAAAAACCAAAUAGCACUUACAAUGACAACAACCAUACUAAUUCAGCGCGUUUUGGCCGUUCGAACGAUGCACAAUUACUGAAACGAAGUCGGAUUCCACUUCUUAGUCAGCGUCCGAUGCGAACGAAAUCAAGCGUUGAAGUCUAUUCUAAUCUUUCAUCAAGAUCAUCAUCACGCGAAAGUGAAGUGACUUCAACUGGUGCAAUACCGCCAUCCCAUCAGUUGCAUUCGCCUGGUGGCAUCGAUCCGAGUUGCUGUUUAGUCGCAGCUAUUGAUGACUUCAAUGAACCCGGCAUGCUCGAAGUAUCACGAGGUGAAAGAUUGCGCAUUUUAACAACGAGAGGUCAGUUGGCCCGAUGCUGUCGCUUGCAACCGCGCCAUGACCGUGUCUUACAAGGUUUAGUACCAACUUCGAAUCUCACUGUUAACGGUUUCUAG
This is a messenger RNA of Cercopithifilaria johnstoni, 2121 nucleotides long. NCBI's taxonomy places the organism in Eukaryota, Metazoa, Nematoda, Chromadorea, Rhabditida, Onchocercidae. The record is from the annotation of a GenBank genome assembly.